Messenger RNA from Pan troglodytes (chimpanzee), 5524 nucleotides. RefSeq names its product CD59 molecule (gene CD59). The coding region runs from base 255 to 689 and encodes 144 amino acids. The transcript is spliced from 6 exons. Gene Ontology annotation, cellular component: plasma membrane. Gene Ontology annotation, molecular function: complement binding. Lineage: Eukaryota; Metazoa; Chordata; Mammalia; Primates; Hominidae. The record is from RefSeq and is a predicted model, not a curated record. Gene Ontology annotation, biological process: negative regulation of activation of membrane attack complex.
GGGCUGGAGCGAAAGACUGCGGGGGCUGAGCGCAGAAGCGGCUCGAGGCUGGAAGAGGAUCCAGGGCGCCGCCAGUCUCUCUCUGUUGCCCAAGCUGGAGUGCAGUGGCACAGUCUUGGCUCACUGCAACCUCCACCUCCUGGGUGCAAGCGAUUCUCGUGUCUCAGCCUCUGAAGUAGCUGGGAUUACAGUCUUUAGCACCAGUUGGUGUAGGAGUUGAGACCUACUUCACAGUAGUUCUGUGGACAAUCACAAUGGGAAUCCAAGGAGGGUCUGUCCUGUUCGGGCUGCUGCUCGUCCUGGCUGUCUUCUGCCAUUCAGGUCAUAGCCUGCAGUGCUACAACUGUCCUAACCCAACUGCUGACUGCAAAACAGCCGUCAAUUGUUCAUCUGAUUUUGAUGCGUGUCUCAUUACCAAAGCUGGGUUACAAGUGUAUAACAAGUGUUGGAAGCUUGAGCAUUGCAAUUUCAAGGACCUCACAACCCGCUUGAGGGAAAAUGAGCUAACGUACUACUGCUGCAAGAAGGACCUGUGUAACUUUAACGAACAGCUUGAAAAUGGUGGUAACGAACAGCUUGAAAAUGGUGGUAACGAACAGCUUGAAAAUGGUGGGACAUCCUUAUCAGAGAAAACAGUUCUUCUGCGGGUGACUCCAUUUCUGGCAGCAGCCUGGAGCCUUCAUCCCUAAGUCAACACCAGGAGAGCUUCUCCCAAACUCCCCGUUCCUGCGUAGUCCGCUUUCUCUUGCUGCCACAUUCUAAAGGCUUGAUAUUUUCCAAAUGGAUCCUGUUGGGAAAGAAUAAAAUUAGCUUGAGCAACCUGGCUAAGAUAGAGGGGCUCUGGGAGACUUUGAAGACCAGUCCUGUUUGCAGGGAAGCCCCACUUGAAGGAAGAAGUCUAAGAGUGAAGUAGGUGUGACUUGAACUAGAUUGCAUGCUUCCUCCUUUGCUCUUGGGAAGACCAGCUUUGCAGUGACAGCUUGAGUGGGUUCUCUGCAGCCCUCAGAUUAUUUUUCCUCUGGCUCCUUGGAUGUAGUCAGUUAGCAUCAUUAGUACAUCUUUGGAGGGUGGGGCAGGAGUAUAUGAGCAUCCUCUCUCACAUGGAACGCUUUCAUAAACUUCAGGGCUCCCGUGUUGCCAUGGAGGCAUGCCAAAUGUUCCAUAUGUGGGUGUCAGUCAGGGACAACAAGAUCCUUAAUGCAGAGCUAGAGGACUUCUGGCAGGGAAGUGGGGAAGUGUUCCAGAUAGCAGGGCAUGAAAACUUAGAGAGGUACAAGUGGCUGAAAAUCGAGUUUUUCCUCUGUCUUUAAAUUUUAUAUGGGCUUUGUUAUCUUCCACUGGAAAAGUGUAAUAGCAUACAUCAAUGGUGUGUUAAAGCUAUUUCCUUGCCUUUUUUUAAUUGGAAUGGUAGGAUAUCUUGGCUUUGCCACACACAGUUACAGAGUGAACACUCUACUACAUGUGACUGGCAGUAUUAAGUGUGCUUAUUUUAAAUGUUACUGGUAGAAAGGCAGUUCAGGUAUGUGUGUAUAUAGUAUGAAUGCAAUGGGGACACCCUUUGUGGUUACAGUUUGAGACUUCCAAAGGUCAUCCUUAAUAACAACAGAUCUGCAGGGGUAUGUUUUACCAUCUGCAUCCAGCCUCCUGCUAACUCCUAGCUGACUCAGCAUAGAUUGUAUAAAAUACCUUUGUAACGGCUCUUAGCACAGUCACAGAUGUUUGAGGCUUUCAGAAGCUCUUCUAAAAAAUGAUACACACCUUUCACAAGGGCAAACUUUUUCCUUUUCCCUGUGUAUUCUAGUGAAUGAAUCUCAAGAUUCAGUAGACCUAAUGACAUUUGUAUUUUAUGAUCUUGGCUGUAUUUAAUGGCAUAGGCUGACUUUUGCAGAUGGAGGAAUUUCUUGAUUAAUGUUGAAAAAAAAACCCUUGAUUAUACUCUGUUGGACAAACCGAGUGCAAUGAAUGAUGCCUUUCUGAAAAUGAAAUAUAACAAGUGGGUGAAUGUGGUUAUGGCCGAAAAGGAUAUGCAGUAUGCUUAAUGGUAGCAACUGAAAGAAGACAUCCUGAGCAGUGCCAGCUUUCUUCUGUUGAUGCCAUUCCCUGAACAUAGGAAAAUAGAAACUUGCUUAUCAAAACUUAGCAUUACCUUGGUGCUCUGUGUUCUCUGUUAGCUCAGUGUCUUUCCUUACAUCAAUAGGUUUUUUUUUUUUUUUUUUUGGCCUGAGGAAGUACUGACCAUGCCCACAGCCACCGGCUGAGCAAAGAAGCUCAUUUCAUGUGAGUUCUAAGGAAUGAGAAACAAUUUUGAUGAAUUUAAGCAGAAAAUGAAUUUCUGGGAACUUUUUUGGGGGCGAGGGGGUGGGGAAUUCAGCCACACUCCAGAAAGCCAGGAGUUGACAGUUUUGGAAGCCUCUCUCAGGAUUGAGAUUCUAGGGUGAGAUUGGCUUACUGCUAUCUUGUGUCGUGUACCCAGUUUUUGGCCAGACUACACUGGGAAGAAGGUAGUCCUCUAAAGCAGAAUCUGAGUGCCACUAAAUGGGGAGAUGGGGCUGUUAAGCUGUCCAAAUCAACAAGGGUCAUAUAAAUGGCCUUAAACUUUGGGGUUGCUUUCUGCAGAAAGUUGCUGUGACUCAUGCCAUAGACAAGGUUGAGUGCCUGGACCCAAAGGCAAUACUGUAAUGUAAAGACAUUUAUAGUACUAGGCAAACAGCACCCCAGGUACUCCAGGCCCUCCUGGCUGGAGAGGGCUGUGGCAAUAGAAAAUUAGUGCCAACUGCAGUGAGUCAGCCUAGGUUAAAUAGAGAGUGAAGAAUGCUGGACAGGAACCUCCACCCUCAUGUCACAUUUCUUCAAUGUGACCCUUCUGGCCCCUCUCCUCCUGACAGCAGAACAAUGACUGCCCCGAUAGGUGAGGCUGGAGGAAGAAUCAGUCCUGUCCUUGGCAAGCUCUUCACUAUGACAGUAAAGGCUCUCUCCUUGCUGCCAAGGCCUGUGACUCUAACCUGGCCUCACGCUGGGUAAGCUUAAGGUAGAGGUGCAGGAUUAGCAAGCCCACCUGGCUACCAGGCCGACAGCUACAUCCUCCAACUGACCCUGAUCAACGAAGAGGGAUUCAUGUGUCUGUCUCAGUUGGUUCCAAAUGAAACCAGGGAGCAGGGGAGUUAGGAAUCGAACACCAGUCAUGCCUACUGGCUCUCUGCUCGAGAGCCAAUACCCUGUGCCCUCCACUCAUCUGGAUUUACAGGAACUGUCAUAGUGUUCAGUAUUGGGUGGUGAUAAGCCCAUUGGAUUGUCCCCUUGGGGGGAUGAGCUAGGGGUGCAAGGAACACCUGAUGAGUAGAUAAGUGGAGCUCAUGGUAUUUCCUGAAAGAUGCUAAUCUAUUUGCCAAACUUGGUCUUGAAUGUACUGGGGGCUUCAAGGUAUGGGUAUAUUUUUCUUGUGUCCUUGCAGUUAGCCCCCAUGUCUUAUGUGUGUCCUGAAAAAAUAAGAGCCUGCCCAAGACUUUGGGCCUCUUGACAGAAUUAACCACUUUUAUACAUCUGAGUUCUCUUGGUAAGUUCUUUAGCAGUGUUCAAAGUCUACUAGCUCGCAUUAGUUUCUGUUGCUGCCAACAGAUCUGAACUAAUGCUAACAGAUCCCCCUGAGGGAUUCUUGAUGGGCUGAGCAGCUGGCUGGAGCUAGUACUGACUGACAUUCAUUGUGAUGAGGGCAGCUUUCUGGUACAGGAUUCUAAGCUCUAUGUUUUAUAUCAUUUUCAUCUGUACUUGCACCUCACUUUACACAAGAGGAAACUAUGCAAAGUUAGCUGGAUCGCUCAAGGUCACUUAGGUAAGUUGGCAAGUCCAUGCUUCCCACUCAGCUCCUCAGAUCAGCAAGUCUACUUCUCUGCCUAUUUUGUAUACUCUCUUUAAUAUGUGCCUAGCUUUGGAAAGUCUAGAAUGGGUCCCUGGUGCCUUUUUACUUUGAAGAAAUCAGUUUCUGCCUCUUUUUGGAAAAGAAAACAAAGUGCAAUUGUUUUUUACUGGAAAGUUACCCAAUAGCAUGAGGUGAACAGGACGUAGUUAGGCCUUCCUGUAAACAGAAAAUCAUUUCAAAACACUAUCUUCCCGUCUGUUUCUCAAUGCCUGCUACUUCUUGUAGAUAUUUCAUUUCAGGAGAGCAGCAGUUAAAUCCGUGGAUUUUGUAGUUAGGAACCUGGGUUCAAACCCUCUUCCACUAAUUGGCUAUGUCUCUGGACAAGUUUUUUUUUUUUUUUUUAAACCCUUUCUGAACUUUCACUUUCUAUGUCUCCCUCAAAGAAUUGUUGUGAGGCUUGAGAUAAUGCAUUUGUAAAGGGUCUGCCAGAUAGGAAGAUGCUAGUUAUGGAUUUACAAGGUUGUUAAGGCUGUAAGAGUCUAAAACCUACGGUGAAUCACAAUGCAUUUACCCCCACUGACUUGGACAUAAGUGAAAACUAGCCAGAAGUCUCUUUUUCAAAUUACUUACAGGUUAUUCAAUAUAAAAUUUUUGUAAUGGAUAAUCUUAUUUAUCUAAACUAAAGCUUCCUGUUUAUACACACUCCUGUUAUUCUGGGAUAAGAUAAAUGACCACAGUACCUUAAUUUCUAGGUGGGUGCCUGUGAUGGUUCAUUGUAGGUAAGGACAUUUUCUCUUUUUCAGCAGCUGUGUAGGUCCAGAGCCUCUGGGAGAGGAGGGGGGUAGCAUGCACCCAGCAGGGGACUGAACUGGGAAACUCAAGGUUCUUUUUACUGUGGGGUAGUGAGCUGCCUUUCUGUGAUCAGUUUCCCUAGGGAUGUUGCUGUUCUCCUCCUUGCUAUUCGCAGCUACAUACAACGUGGCCAACCCCAGUAGGUUGAUCCUAUAUAUGAUCAAUGCUGGUGCUGACUCUCAAUAGCCCCACCCAAGCUGGCUGUAGGUUUACAGAUACAUUAAUUAGGCAACCUAAAAUAUUGAUGCUGGUGUUGGUGUGACAUAAUGCUAUGGCCAGAACUGAAACUUAAGAGUUAUAAUUCAUGUAUUAGGGUUCUCCAGAGGGACAGAACUAGUAGGAUAUAUGUAUAUAUGAAAGGGAGGUUAUUAGGGAGAACUGGCUCCCACAAUUAGAAGGCGAAGUCGCACAAUAGGCCGUCUGCAAGCUGGGUUAGAGAGAAGCCAGUAGUGGCUCAGCCUGAGUUCAAAAACCUCAAAACUGGGGAAGCUGACAGUGCAGCCAGCCUUCAGUCUGUGGCCAAAGGCCCAAGAGCCCCUGGCAACCCACUGGUGCAAGUCCUAGAUUCCAAAGGCUGAAGAACCUGGAGUCUGAUGUCCAAGAGCAGGAAGAGUGGAAGAAAGCCAGAAGACUCAGCAAACAAGGUAGACAGUGUCUACCACCACAGUGGCCAUACCAAAGAGGCCACCAAUUCCUUCCUGCUACCUGGAUCCCUGAAGUUGCCCUGGUCUCUGCACCUUCUAAACCUAGUUCUUAAGAGCUUUCAAUUACAUGAGCUGUCUCAAAGCCCUCCAAUAAAUUCUCAGUGUAAGCUUC